AUGUCUUCGUCGUCAUCUCCUUCGUCCAGCCCAACCUCGUCCAGAAGACACACGGGAGGCCUCGCCAACCGCCUGAAGCACUUGGUGUCCAAGGAAAAGCGACGCUUCUCCUCGGACGGCUUUGACUUGGACUUGACGUACGUCACGCAGAAGCUCGUGGCACUGGGCUACCCGGCCGAGAAGAUCGAGGGCAUCUAUCGCAACCACUAUCGAGACGUCUUCCGGUUCUUCGAGCAUCGUCACCCUGGCCAAUAUCGCGUUUACAACCUCUGCGUGGAGCGUCGAUACGCACCCGACGAGAAGUUUCAUGGUCGCGUCGCUGAAUUCGGGUUCGAGGACCAUACCCCUCCUCCACUGUCAAUGGUGCUGCCAUUCUGUCGCGACGUGCAUGCCUGGCUGCAGGCGAACUCCGACAACGUAGUCGCCGUUCACUGUAAGGCCGGCAAAGGUCGAACCGGUGUCAUGCUCUGCGCCUACAUGCUGUACGCGCGGAUGUGGCGCUCCGCCCGUGGCGCGCUCGAGUUCUUUGCCGCCGCACGCUCAAUGAAGCUGCAAGGCGUGACCAUCUUGAGCCAGCGGCGGUUUGUCGGCUACUUUGCCGAAAUGUGUCGGCGAUCCGAGAGUGUCGAGGACGUUGAAGUGCUCGGGCCCUACGAAGAUGAAGCGGCCCGCGAGCGCGCAAUUACCUUAACAGAAUACCAUGCACAAUGGCUGCAAGAGACGCAAGCCACGUCGCCACGAAGUAGUAUCAUUGGGUCAACCCCGCGCCCACACGCGGAGCCUGUGUUGCCUGCUCGAGUACAUCUUGUGCUCGUUGCCGUCGUGCUCUGUGGAGUAGCCGGUCACAAGAAAACCAACAGUAGUGCAGCCGACUGGCGCGUUCGAGUUGAAUGUGGUGCUAUCCGUCCGCGCGCAGCCGUGUACGAACUUCCUGGUGGCUUUCAGCGCCAACAGCGCCCUAAUGGCACCGAGGGCGAAGAGGUCGUCGAGCUGGAACUGCGUUGCAACCGAGUGCUCGUCUGGGACGAAGUCAAAGUGGAGCUUCGGGGGCGAGCGGGCGGCACUCUGGGGCACUUUUGGUUCCACACGGCGUUCGUGCCGCAGGUGGGCGACUACUUCGAGCUGACGCUGGCCAAGAACGAGAUCGACAAGGUGGCCAAGGACGCCAAGCACGGCCACAAGAAGUUCGCGCCCGAGUUCGCGGUGCGUCUGCAGUUCGAGGUCGCUACUCCGCAGGACCUGGCCAGGUCGACUUCGGACGCCGCUGCGUGA
Molecule: messenger RNA, 1272 nt
Organism: Phytophthora sojae
Lineage: Eukaryota; Oomycota; Peronosporomycetes; Peronosporales; Peronosporaceae
Exons: 1
Coding region: 1-1272 (423 amino acids)
Biological process (GO): protein dephosphorylation
Cellular component (GO): cytosol
Molecular function (GO): protein tyrosine phosphatase activity; phosphatidylinositol-3,4,5-trisphosphate 3-phosphatase activity
Source: RefSeq, a predicted model, not a curated record